Molecule: messenger RNA, 3173 nt
Organism: Mytilus trossulus (common blue mussel)
Lineage: Eukaryota; Metazoa; Mollusca; Bivalvia; Mytilida; Mytilidae
Exons: 4
Coding region: 18-1382 (454 amino acids)
Source: RefSeq, a predicted model, not a curated record
CUGAAACUUAACGAAGUAUGGCCGACGUAGCUGUGUGCCGAAACAACCUAGUAUUCAAUAUGGCGGAGAGAGAGAGGGAUCGAAAGUGCGACUAUCGCCAAUUCAAAAAAAGAAAUGGAGGAAGAGUACCAUGUGUGUCACUAGGAAAUUCUUAUUUGGACAACAAUGUAACAGGGGAGAUAACUGGAAUAUGCUUUCAAAAAGUUGAUGAGGGAAAAGUAAAUCCAGUUAUAGACACUGAUGAGUUUUUGAAGGUUGAUUGGCCCUGUGCUCCAUCAAAACCUGCAGUACAACAUCUAUAUUUAGAAUUAGAUUAUCAUUCAGUACCAUCUCAGAAAUGGCUUUUAUUUGCAGAUGUUAUGGCAAACUUGAGAAUAGCUUUACUUGUUCAGAUGACCCCUCAAAAUAAUGUUGCUCCAAUGACUCUUUAUGAUGGUUUUCACAAAGAUGUGUGGCAAGGUGCUGGGAAUAAUAUACCAUACUCAUCAACCACUUUACCAAGCAGAAUUGCUGAUGUACUUCCAAUUGUAAGACAGGCUGGAGAGAUUAAUACAUUGGAUAUUCAGACAAUACUUCAUGCUAUGCUGGAAGGGUUUCAUUCAAUGGGAGAAUUAAUGAUGAAAUUCUUUAUAGAUAAUAUUUUAAAUGUAACAGUUUUUGGGGAGACUGACAAUUAUACAGUUAUACCACCAUCAAAUCCUUCAUUUAACAGCUCAAUAGAAAAUGGAGUCCUUCACUGCUUAGUUUAUGGUUGUGAUGAGGAUCAGCUGGAAUAUGAAGAGUUAAGACAUCAAAAUGGUCAAGUUCAAGGUAGAGAACGGUUACGUCAGAACAUUUUGCAUCCUAAAUCUAAUGGUUUUAGAUCCAGGUCAAGGUCACGUUCUCCAUCACCUAUAGGGAACGAUAUCUUGUCAGACAUUGAAAACACAAAAAAUUGUGAUCCAAAUACAGAUAUUGAUAUGUCUUUUUUGCUUGAAAAUCCAGGAGACUUCCUUGUUAAGCCUUAUUUAUUACACAAGUACUUUGAGCCACAUAAACCACAUCUUGUUCUGUUAAAAGAUACGGUUGAAGAAAGGCAAGUAAAAAUUCUAGUGGACAUAUCAUCUUACAAUAAAUAUGGAACACAUGUAUCGUUUGCUACACAUUUGAAGCGAUCUACUGAGCAGUGUUUUCAGCAGUGUAUGGCAGGUCUAUCCUUUAACCAGGAAGAAAUAGCAGGACUUGUUGUAGUACCUGAUGGAAUGAAACUCAUGGUUGUUAAUAAAGUUGAAAAUGAAAAUAAUACUUUUUCUUAUAUAGUUAAAGAAACAAACCUUGUCAAAUGGAAUGAAAAAUAUGAACUUUUUUGUAUAAUGCAGAAAUUGAUUGAUUGUAGCUUUUAGAUAUAAGAAAAUAUUUAGGUUUAACUUCAACUUGUAUUCUAAAUAUAAAUUUUUAGACAUUAAUCAUGUUACUGGAAAUUUAACAUAUUUUUGUUAAAUUUUGUAUCCCAAAGUCAUCAUUAACAUAAAUGAAUUAUUUUUCAUCUGAUAGACAAUAUUUAGAAUACUUCCAAUAAAAUUUGGGUUCUGGUUAAGAAUGUCCUUAUAAUUCAUUGUAAUUAGUAAAAAUUUGCCAAAAUUGAAGUGUUUAACCAUAUAUAAGGGAGAAAUUCAAAGUAAAUGAGGCACAGCAUUUUUGGCCAAUUAACUUAAUUUACAGACAGUCUGGAUGAUUUGAGGUACAUCAUAUCAUGUGUCAUGAUAUUCUGCACUUGUAUACCAAAUAUCUAAGAUAUACACAAUGUAUCUUUCAAAAUAAUGAAUUGGCAUUCGAAAAUGAUGCUAUAAAUGUCAGGAGUGCAACACCUUUUUGUGACAUAAAAAAAUAUACUUUUCAAAGUCUUGCUUUUUAAAAUGAAAAGAUUUAUACCAAAAGGCAGCUGUUGUUUCAAUAACUUCAAUGUAUAUACCUUUAAUUUCCAAUAAUGAUGAAACAUUUGAGGCAUGUGAGGUCACUUUUUCUCAACUCAAAAAGUGUAGUACCCUGUCAGGAGUGCAACACACAAAAUGACCAAAUUGUAUAGAAUGGUGUAUUUUUAAUUCAAGGAUUGUAAUGUAUGUAUGAAAGAUAUUUAAACUUUUAAACAAUUUCUUAUUUGUCCAAUCAAACAAAUAUGUCACUGCUUGAGCUCACAUUUGUGAGAGCCAAUUUAAUGGGCAUACCCUACAUGGCCAGAAGUUAAACAUUUUGACUUUUGACAGUUACCAGUCAAAAACAAUCACUUCAAUAUAAACUUUUACUUUAUUUUUCUGAAGAGGCAGUAUAUGAGACUAGAUUCCUGUAAAAAAGAUGACAGAAAAAGAUUUUAUUUUUCCAAUAGGGCUAUUUAUUCUAUGUCAUGAGUGCAACACUUUUAUAAUACAAUUAUUGAGCUUUGAUAUUUUUCAUUAAGAAGUACUUUUAUAUGUAAAUUAUUGUCAAUGCACUAAUUCUUAUCUAUAGCAGAGGUGUUUUAAGCAAAAUUUAUUCAUAUGAUACAGUUUUUCAAUUGAAAUUAUAUUGAUAAUACACGAUUUCUGCUAUUUUUCAUUAUAUUUGUUGUUUCUCGUUUCUUAGAUAAAACAUUACUUAGUGAAUUAAUCCUUGAACAGAAUUAUGAAUGCAAAACAACCUUUUAUAGUUUUAGUCCAUUUUAUAAUUGUUUUACAUUAAAAGUGUCAGGAGUGCAACAGAAACAGGUGAAAUGAUGGUAUAUUUCUAUGUAUGCAUAAAAGAUGGUAUAUUUCUAUGUAUGCAUAAAAGAUGGUAUAUUUCUAUGUAUGCAUAAAAGAUGGUAUAUUUCUAUGUAUGCAUAAAAGAUGGUAUAUUUCUAUGUAUGCAUACAAUAUGCAUAACAGAUGGUAUAUUUCUAUGUAUGCAUAAAAUAUGCACAAAAGAUGGUAUAUUUCUAUGUAAUAUGUAUGCAUACAAUAUGCAUAAAAGAUGGUAUAUUUCUAUGUGUGCAUAAAAUAUGGUAUAUUUCUAUGUAUGCAUAAACGAUGGUAUUUUUCUAUGUAUGCAUAAAAGAUGGUAUAUUUCUAUGUAUGCAUAAAAUAUGCAUAAAAGAUGGUAUAUUUCUAUGUAUGCUUAAAAUAUGCAUAAAAGAUGGUAUAUUUCUAUGUAUGCAUAAAAGAUGGUAUAUUUCUAUGUAU